Molecule: messenger RNA, 3955 nt
Organism: Paramecium octaurelia
Lineage: Eukaryota; Ciliophora; Oligohymenophorea; Peniculida; Parameciidae
Source: the annotation of a GenBank genome assembly
AUGAAUCCAAAAGGUUAUAAAUUUGAAGUUCAAAUAUAUAUUGAGAAAUUGGAAAUGAAGUGCAAUUUAUCAUUUAAAGUGUAAGUCAUAUUAAAAUGUGGUAUAUACUAUUUCUAUCACUUAAGGGAAUUAAAAACUAAUGACAUAGUAAUUGGCUGAUUUUAAUUAAGGUAAUGCAAUUAUUAAUGAAACUCUCUGCAUUCAAACCAAUUUGUAAUCAAUCAAUGGAACAUUUUAAGAAAAGAUAAUAGAGUUGCUAAUUUUGCUCAUAACAACAAAAGGUAAUAAAAAAGCAGGUCAAUGCUAUAUUAAUAUUGCGCAGUUGUUAAACUAAGAAAAAUAUGGUAUUUCAUAAUUGCACUUUAGACAUUAAUUAAGAAUUACUCUUAGAAAAUUGCCCUGAUCACAAAGCCAAAAUUUAUUCAAAAAUUCGAUUAGCAGAAGUUGAGAAAGUAGACUUGGAAGUAAUAAAUCCACAGUCCUCAAUUGUUCUUUAGUAAGGUUCAGAUAAAAAGUAAGGCCUUUUUACACCAUUAAAAGCAGCACUUGAAAACACUGUCAAGAAAUACUUUGGAGAUAACCAAUCUGCAUAAUCAUAAAAUUUGGAAAAUCAAUUUUCUAGAAAUUACACCAAUUAUCCUAUUUUAAAAGAUGAUUCUUCUCAUCUCAAUUCGCAAAUAUAAUAAUAGAAUUUUUAAUAGGUCUAAUAAGAUUUAUAAGAUGUGCAUGAAGAGCUCCAAUAAUAAAUGAUUAUGUAUACAGAAAUGAAGGAUUAGAAUGAUUAACUAAAAUAGGAAUUGGAGAUAGAGAAAGGUAAAAAGGAGGCCUUGAAUAAAUAGGUCUAGGAAUAAAGACUUUAGAUGGAAAAUAUGAUUGACUAACAUAAAUAUCAAGAAUAGAUAUAUUAGUAUGAACAAUAACUAAGCUAAAUUCAAAGUCAAUUAAGGUAAGCACAAAAAGAUAAUGAAACUCUUACUUUAAACUACAAAAAAGCUAUGUAAUAGUAAAAUAAAUUAUCUGAGGAGUAUAAUUAAAAUUAAUAGAGCAUCAAUUAUGAAGAAAAAUCUGCAUUCUAAUUAAAGUAAAAGAUAAAGGAAUUGGAAGAAAUUUGUAAUGAAAAAGAUCAAUUAUAUUAAGCUUUAGAGAAAUCCAACAAUGAUAGCUAGCUGAAGAAUAUUUAUUUUGAAAAUUAGAUCAUUUAAUUGCAUCAGUAAGUAGAACAGCUUAAAACCAAGCUUAUCAGUAAAGAUGUUGUAAAUGAAUCGUAGAAAGAGAAUCUUAAUAGUCUAAAUAUAUAAUUAUUAAAUUUAAAGAAUUAAAAUAGUUCACUAUAGUAGACUUAAAGAAUGAUGAAUGAUAAAGUAUUGAUUAUUAUAUGAUGAUUAGAUUGAUGAAUAAUCUAAGCAGAUUGUUAAUCAAUAAGAAUUAAUAAAUCAAUAAUUUAGGGAAAUUAAGUAGCAAUAUGAAGAUAUAUUAAAUCAAAAUCAAUAGACUAUUUAAUAAUUAAAUAAGGAAUUGAAUGAAAAAAAUAAUGAAUUAAAUUCAUAAUAGACUACAUGCAAAUAAUUAAAAUUACAACUAGAUGAUGUUUUGAAAUAACUUGAAAAAUCAAAAAAAGAAGGAGGACAAAUACAGCCAGAGCCAGAUUUAAAUUAUAUGGAAAAGGAGUCGUAGUUCUAAGAAGAAAUAAAAAAGUGCCAUGAGAGAGAGGAGGAACUAAAAAGUAAAGUUCAAAUCCUUUUGCAAUCAACAAAUUAAUUGUAAUAACUGCUAAACGAAUAGUAUCAGUCAGAAGGAAGUUAUGAGAAAGUUGUUUCGAGACCCCUAGAUUCCAAACGCGUAGGCUGAAGUUCCAAAUCAAUUGAUUGAAUUGAAUAGGGCGAUAGCAUUGAAAUUUUCUAAGUUAAAGUAGGAUCUAGAAGGUCAUUAAUUGUAGAUAUAGGCUCAGGAGUAGAGUUAUAUCGAGAAUUCAGAAAAUCAGCACAUGGUAAUAAUAAAAUAAUUAUGAUUAAAGACCCUUGAAUUAACUUAAGCCAAAUUGAAAAUUGAUAAUUUGUUAAAUGAAAACAAAUAUUUACAUUUAUAAUUAGCUACAAAAUCUGAAUGUUUAAAUAAUUUAAAUCUAAUAAUUCUAAAUUAAAACCAAAAAAUUGAGAAUUUAGAAAGUUAAAAUAAAGAUUUUAAAUAAAAAUCAUAAAGAGAAGAAGAAAUUCAUCAUUAAUUAAGCUAGUAAAUUAAAGUAGUUGAUGAUUAAAAAUAGGAUCUAUAAAUUCAAAUAAAAGCUUUGUAAAUUGAAAUUUUGAAAAAAGAAGAUUUGAUAAAUAAUGAAUCAAGCAAAAUUUUAUAAUUAAGCUAGCAAAAUUAACAAUAAAUUAUAAUUAAUGAAUAAUUAUAAUUUUAAAUAAAAGAGUAGACUCAACAUGCAUAGUAAUUAAAAUAAGAAUUCUUAAUCUCGAAAUCAGAUUAAGAUUAGCAAAAUAAUAGUUUAAUUAUGGAGUUGAAUAGAAAAAUCCAAGCAUUACAAAUUACAAAUCAAUAAAUAUUUGAUUAGAAAUAAUAAAAAGAAAAUUAAAUUGAAAAAUUACAAUAAGAUAGACUAUUUGAAUAAAAAAAUGAAGAUUAAAGUAAAAAGGAAGAUAAUCAAUAUAUAGUUGGUAAUUUAUUCAACCCACUUCUAAUAGAAGAAACUUAAGAAAGUUAAUAAAAAUAGUAGAUUUUAGAAUAAAGAUUAUAAGCAUUAACUGUUUAAUUAAAUUAAUAAACUUCUGCGCUCUUGCAAGCCUAGACUUUUACUGAAUAACUAAAAAAUGAAUAUCAUUAAAUAUUAGAGAAGGUUGCAUUGAGUGAAACCGAACUUAAACUUUAAUUAGAGCAAUCAAGAGUUAUGAAUAAUAAUUUAUAAUCUCUUUGCAAUAGCUAAAGGAUAUAACUUAAUGCUUGUGAAAUAUAAAUUUAAUAGAAAAAUAACAAAAUUGAUGAAUUAGAAACUUAACUCAAAUAGAAUUAAUUUUAAUUUUAAAAAGAAGUGUAAGAGUUACAAUAACAAUUAUUUACUGAAAAUGAUUAAUGCCAAAAGGAAAAAGAAAUAAUUUAGUAAUAUAUUGAUGAAUUAGAGUAUAAAUAAUUAGAGUUAACAAAUCAAGUUAAAGAAAAGGAUAUUUAGCUUUCAGACAUAAGAAGAUAGAAUGAAAUUUUAAGUAAAUAAUUAGUAGAAUUGUAAUAAAUUAAUGAAAGAACAUAAAACUUAGAAUAAUCAUGUUUAGAGAAUAUAUAAAAAUAUGAAUAAUAAAUACAAGAAAUAAAAUUAAAAAACAUAUAGGGUAGUAAUAAUAUGAUGAAAUAGAUUUAAGAAUUAUCAUAGUAGUCUCAACAGGAUUAAGUUAAAUUACUAAAUUUAUAAAACUAAUUGUCAGAAAAUGAGGAUAAACAUGCUUCAGAGAUAUAAUUAAUAACUAAAAAUUAUGUGAAUGGAUUGAAGUAUAAGGAUGACUAAAUGUAAUAAAUUCAAAAUAACCAAUAAAUUAAAUUGGAGUAGUAAAAUGGGAUUAAAUUUUUAGAAAGCAUUAAAAAUAAUUUGGAAUAAGAGUAAUUUGAGAAUUUUUAAUAUAACUCAAAAAUCUAAUUUACGAAUGAAAAUUUGGUUGCAUAAAAUUAACCAUAGGAGUUGCAAUUAAAUUAACUAUAAAAAACAAUAAAAGAAUUAGAAUAAAAAAAUCAGGAAUUAGAGAUUGAGAAGAUUAAUAUUUCAAAUAAUUAUUAGUAGGCAUUGAUUGAAGCGUAAUCUUUGAACCACAUUCAACAUAAUUCUAAUGAGAAAAUAGAGAAGAUAUAGGAAGAAGUGAUUAUCUUAAAAUGUCGAAUAGGAGACAUGCUAAAUACAGCUUAGGAAUUUGGAGGGGCUCAAUUAGUUGAUAAAUUGUAAUAAGCAUUAGGAAUAAAGGAAUAAAGUACAUGA